This is a messenger RNA of Chanos chanos (milkfish), 1135 nucleotides long. RefSeq names its product translocator protein (gene tspo). Gene Ontology annotation, cellular component: mitochondrial outer membrane. NCBI's taxonomy places the organism in Eukaryota, Metazoa, Chordata, Actinopteri, Gonorynchiformes, Chanidae. The record is from RefSeq and is a predicted model, not a curated record.
AUGUGGAUUCCUAUGCUGGGUCUGACUGCACUGCCCCACGUCGGGGGGGUUCUCGGAGGCAUCAUCACGCGUAAAGAGGUGAAGACUUGGUACCCCACCCUCGUUAAGCCAACCUGGCGUCCCCCAAACGCAGCCUUCCCCGUGGUGUGGACUGGCCUCUACACGGGCAUGGGUUAUGGGUCUUAUUUGAUAUGGAAAGAACUGGGAGGUUUCACUGAAAACUCGCUGGUUCCGAUGGGCCUGUAUGGAUUACAGCUUGCUCUUAACUGGGCCUGGACCCCCAUCUUCUUUGGAGCACACAAAAUCAAACUGGCUUUCUUUGAGAUCGUGCUGCUGACCGGCACGGUGGCAGCCACCACGGUGUCCUGGUAUCCCAUCAGCCGCACGGCGGCUCUCCUCAUGGUGCCGUACCUGGCCUGGCUCUGUCUGGCCACCACCCUCAACUACCGCAUCUGGAGAGACAACCCUGAGACGAAAGAGGAGUAGGCCCGCGAUAAUCCCUCCGUUCCCGGGGGAGACGCCCCGCAGUAGAAUGUGCCUCUGACCGUUUUUGCAGGUUCUUAGCCGGCCCGCGACACGCUAAGAACCCGUAACAAACGCGCGAACUUAGACCGUUCACCGCUGGUUUUUCUGAUAGUCCCUCGAACAAAUAAAUAACAAAUGUGAAAUAACAAAUGAAAUCCUUCGGCUGUGUUCCAGAUUAAUUUAACAACUGCAUUUAUGCCAGGUUUAUCAUGAUUCUGUUUGACCUCAGCGCUUUAACGUUUGCUCAGUAAAGUUGACAGAAACGACGCAAUCCGCUAAUAUGAUCGCUCGCCAACUAACCGGUAAAAUUAGAACCGUUUUGAUUGAUUGUAAUACAUCAUUGCUACUGAUAAAGGGUUUUGAUCAAAAUAUUUGAAACAUAUAGGGUCUUUUGGUUUAUCACCAUUGGGGUAGUUAAAAGGUAAGAUGAUUUUUAUGUAAAUUAGUUAUGAAUUACAAAUUAAACAGAGCGGUCAUCUUCCAGGCAGCUCCUCAAAGUCCCUUAGCACACAGGAGAAAUGUUCCACACGGUGAGGGACGGGUCUUCUGACUCGUUUCCUCUGAUUGUUGAAGAAAACUAUGCUUCCAGUUGGCUACAGGUUUUGCUUUU